UCAUCUCUCGCUGGUUUUGAUCUAGCUCGGAGCUCGCUGCGCCGCUGCAUCCCUCAGGUUCGCCGCGGGCUCUGGGAUUCUAGAACUCCCUGGCGAUUUUUUAUUUCUGUCUGGGAUGCUCGCACGUUGGAUUUCCCCCCUGAUUCGGUUGGGAGCCGCGCCGGGGAAGGAUUUCUUCUAGUCUAUCUCUAUUUACGUCAGCUUGUUUUCCUCUGGUUUGUUUGUGAUGUUGUCAUGCGUCAAUGUUGCACCUCUUCCUCUGCUCCUGUGUGUUUUCCGGGUGAUAUCUGUUAUCAGUAGCUUCAAGGUUCUCGUUUGGUGUCGGGGACGGUCGCCGGGUCGCGUGCUGCUCCUGCUAUUCCAGGAGUGUGUCAGGCCUUUGCUCCUGCUAUCUCCAGGCCGGUAAUAAGACGAGGUAGCUUUCAUUUACGGCUCGCGUGGUUCUGCAUCCUGUUUGGGGCUGCUUACUGCCUUGGUGAAAAGGUUGGAGUUUUGUUACCCUUAUUUUGCAAUGUCAGAGCAGGGCAAUCUCUACGUGGGCAACUAAUGCUUAGUUGGUGUGCAAGCCAAGCUCAUACAAUGAGCGCGGGUUUCAACAAGCAGAUCUUGGCUCAGAAGCUCGCAAAACUUAAUAGCUCACAACAGAGCAUAGAGACUUUAUCACAUUGGUGUGUCUUUCAUCAUCGUUACUGCCGACAAGUUGUAGAAACAUGGGAUUACGAGUUCCGUGUUGCUUCUAGUGAGAGGAGGCUAUCUUUGCUGUACCUCGCAAAUGAUAUUAUGCAGAAUAGCAGAAAGGAAGGCAAUGGAUAUAUAACUGAGUUCAUGAGGGUCAUCCCUGCUGCCUUGAAUGAAGUGUUGACUAUCAGAGAUGAUCUUGGACGGAAUGUUGUAAAAAGACUGAUUGACAUAUGGGAAGACCGUAAAAUAUUUGAUACUCAGGGACAAAGCCUCAAGGAUGACUUUUUCAGGAGGUUAAAGGACAUAAGAAACAAGUUGAAAAAUCCGGCUGGUGAGCUGCUGGAGAAGGUUGUCUCAAGCUACAAACUUGUACUGAAUGCUCCUAUGGAUGAGGACACUCUGAUGCGAAAAUGCCAAGCUGCUAUUAUUAAUUUUGAUGAACUCAAUAAUAACUCGUUUUUAGGUAGCAGCAAUCAAUCUGGUGUUGAGGAGCUGCAGCAACAACAUAGCAUACUCAGAAACUUCAUUGAACAACUCAAAGUGUCAGAAUCACUGAGGGUCACUCUUAUUCAUCAUUUGAAGGAAGCAAUGAAUGAGCAGGAGCUCAAAGUGGAACAAGUGAGAGGCCAGCUUCAGGCAGCUCAAUCUCGAUACAAGAAAGCUGGUGAGCUCUGCCGGGGGCUUGGAAUUGACAUGGAAAGGCAUCAGCCAUCUAACCAAGGGCUUAAAUCCUGUCUCUCUGAAACGCCUGCUUCCAUUGCCCCAGAUUCAGCUAAUACAAAAUCUCUUCUGAGGGGACAGUCAAGUGCAGUGUUGUAUUCACAGGAGGGAAAUGGUGCUGGGCAUAAUGCUGUAGCAUCUAAUGUUUUGACGAAGCUUUCUGUAGGUGCUGUUUCAGAAAAGAUCAGCGAUAGUGUUUUGCCUUCACGAGCCAACGGGGGCAAUACUGCAGUGAAGAUAGAUGAGCACUCUUCUGGUAACAAGAGGCAGAAGCAAGAGGAUGACACACAUAUUUCUCAGCCUCAAUCAGAGUCACCACCACCACCACCCCCGUUCCCGCAUCCUGAUGCAUUUCAACCACCACCACCACCUGAGUAUCCUCCAUCACCAGAGCCUAGCCCACCAUUUCAACCACCACCACCUGAGUAUCCUCCAUCACCAGAGCCUAGCCCACCACCACCGCCAACUUCAAUGCCACCCCAUAUAAUACCCCCGCCUCCGCCAGCCACAAUGCCACCCCAAAUGAUCUCAGCUCUACCACCUACAGCUGGUACAUUUGUACCUUUUCCUGCUGGACCUCCUGGUCCAAUGUAUGCCACUUUUCCAUUUACUCCUGUGGUCAACUUUCCCAUGAACAUUCCACCUGGUUUCCAGAGUCCUGCAACCCCACCUCCAGCUUUUCAAGGAUUAUCAGGUACAUUCUAUGGGCCUGCUACAUUCCCCACAGCACCCCCACCAACAGACAAGAAAUAAGAGUCGUAUCUUACCUUGAAAUUUGUAGCUCCAGCCGCCAGCCAGCACAUGAGAUUGUAACAUGGAGUUUUGCUUUGGCAAGUGUCAUAGUUUUGUUUCAUCGUAGGAUAUGACCAACGGGAUGCAUCACCAUGUGUUCUGUGGAGCUCAGACUACUGCUCUAGUGUUGUACAUUUAGUCAGCUAUCGUGCAACAGUGAACUAAUUGUUCAGGUCUUGGUCACAAAGUAGAACCUGUAGAUUCCAACUGCCAGAUGGAAUUUGUCAUUCUAAGAGCCGAGAGCAAAUGCCUCCAACAUAAUUGACUGAUUUAGUUCUGGCCUUGUUUAUGGAGUAAAAACUGUAGAUUUCAACAGCUAGAGAGAAAAUAUGAACUCAAUAGGCGAGGCCAAAUGUUGUACUAUGACACGGUUGUAACUUAUCAUAGCUAUGUUAUUUGCUAGAUCAUCCGGGGAUAUGUAGAUGUUCUUGUGAUGUAUGGAGCUAGUAUUUCUGUUGUUUGAUGUAAGAUAUAACUUCAGUUGCUGCCGAUGGUUGAAUCUUCUGCUCUGCUAUAAUUCUCCUUUA
Molecule: messenger RNA, 2720 nt
Organism: Panicum virgatum (switchgrass)
Lineage: Eukaryota; Viridiplantae; Streptophyta; Magnoliopsida; Poales; Poaceae
Product: protein diaphanous homolog 1-like
Exons: 8
Coding region: 547-2154 (535 amino acids)
Biological process (GO): mRNA 3'-end processing
Cellular component (GO): RNA polymerase II, holoenzyme
Molecular function (GO): RNA polymerase II complex binding
Source: RefSeq, a predicted model, not a curated record